UCGUCUUGUAGGUGCAACGUUGUAGAACAUACACAAUGAACAGACCAGACUGCGUGUGAUGGUCUUUCUUGUGUCAAGUUCACGUGCGUGUGUGUGAGAGAGAAAAUAGACUAGUACACAAUACUACAGAGCAUAUGCUAGGCUAGUCCCUUGGAAUCUGCUGAUGAGAAGUGAAACAUCAUGGGAAUUGAAGAUGUUAGUGUGGUGUUUGACCGAUUGGACACAUGCAAACUUGGUUAUGUUACUGCUGGACAGCUGCUUGACCUGCACCAUACUCUGAACUUCAGUCAUGUUUCCAUCCAGCAUGUGAACACAGCCAUACAGCAGGUUUGUGGGCAGGACGGCGCGGUUACUCGCACAAACUUUGUGGAUGUGCUGAAGGAGAUAGAAAGGCUGCAGGCAAUACAUGAGCAGGCGUACUGGGACUUCCAGGCUCUAGAUUAUGAUGGAGAUCACAGGAUUACACUUAAGGAUGCUCUUAUGCUCUUCAAGGAGUUCCAUGGUGAGAAUUUCAGUAUGCAGACUUGGCAUGACUUUCUCAGUUCAAGGGUUGAGCCAAAUACAGAUGUAUUUUUUGAUGAGUUGUGUUCAUGGCUGUGUGUGCUUUCUUCUGGAGACGAAUGUUCUCAAGAGCAGAUGGCAGCUGAGAACACAAGACUAGCUGGGACACAGUUUGAUUUCCUGGAACAUCAGUAUCAUACUUUGUCACAGUUCAAGAAAGAAGACUCAAGCCAUUUAGAUGACAUGAAACACUGUGCUAAUAGGAAGCUCAGCAGAUGGAACCAAUAUGGAAUUGAGUCUGUACUGUUUGAUGAUGGCCGUGAUGUAGGACUUGACCAUGAAGUAAAAGUCCGAAGGUCAAGGGAGUCUGUUGGAAUGGUGGAACUCUCGGCUGCUCUAGACAACAAAUACAGCAAUUUACUGGACAAGCUGCUUCUGGAAAUGGCCAAAUAUUCAGCAACUGUGGACACUGAAAUCAGCGAGAUGUACCAGCAGCUGAAACAUGAAAGCUUGGCUCUGAAGGGAGGCAACCUGGAAGAAAAGGUGUCUGACAUGGCUGGUAGUCGGGCCUGGUUGUCUGGUAGUGUUGCUAGCUUCAUGGGAGAAGUUGGAGCUCCUCUGGAAAGGCGGCACAGGGAGCAAGAGGCUCAAGUACUACAAUUAAAAGCAGAAGGGAAAUCUGACCAGUUUAUUACGGAUGAGAUGACGUCACUCUACCGUAACAGUCUGGCUGGAGCCACAACAUAUGGAGAAGCUAUCCUGGAACUGCUUGAAAGACAGAAGACAGAGAAAGAGGCAAUUAUAAAACAAGUACAGGGUGUACCAUCUGCCAUGUUUGUAGAAUAUGCCUCCUUGUCUCGUCAGUGCAUCAUACUCGGAGAGGAGUCCGAGUUCAGCACUGGCAGUGUUGCUGUUGGCUUGGCUGAGAGACAUCCAGGCCAUUCCUACCCAGGGUAUAACUGGGAUCGGACAAGGUCUGAAAGUUUAGCAAAAGAACGGCUGGAACAGCAUAUUGGACAUCGGCCAGUGAGAACAGGUGGUGUUGUCACUGAAGUAGACAGUAGCGAUGUAAGCCGGCUGGACCUGCAGAUACUGGUGGUAACUGAGCUGGAGAGGAAGCAGUACUUGGAGAGAGAGGCUAUCAUUCACAUGCUACAAGGACAUGACAUGCAGGCUGCAGUAUAUGGUGCAAUGAAGAUGUCAGCUACAGAGCGCAAGAGACGAGCAGUUAUGUUGAGGAACCAACAUUUGAGCUGGCGUGAGAGUGUUAAGAGUGACAGUCACUCCACUGCUCACACUGAUGUGCUGCAAGAAGGAGUGGGCCUUUACUGGGCAGAGCGACAGGCCAAGAUACAACAGACCAUUACCAACCCAACAGACAGGGAGAUAGCUGCCACUAUCUUGGCUGAUCUACAGCAUUCUGAAGAGGUGGAAUUUCAGAUCAAAUUAUCAGAUCUGCACAAUAAGACAAUGAAGGAACUUAGUCAGAUACUGAGGAAAGAAAGUCGAAGUCAACUGCUGGAACAUUUUGACAACAUAGCUUAUGUAGUGCUUGGUGCAGUGGAGAUUGGCGACAGUGAGAAGGUGUACAUGGAUGCAUUACAGGAGAAAUACAGAGUUCUACGUGACGCUGUGCUCCUUUUCUCAGUGAAAGACCAGUAUGGUUCAGAGUGGAUCAGGUUUUCUACUGACAGACAGCAGAAGGAGCUUCAGCGAGCUCAGAAAGAGGAAAAGGCCCUCAGGGGAGAAGGCAGACUAGAGGAAAUGCACAGAAUCAUUGGACCCAAAUCACAGACCCUGCCAAGCCUACAAGCUUUGAUGGGGCAACCUAAGCAGUUCACCGAUGAGGCUGAAACACCAGUUCCAGCAGUCAAUCUUCUGGCUGACCUUGUUAGCCGAUAUGACAGAGAUCAAGACAAUCUUCUCAGAUGGCUGAAAUCUCCUGCAUCAAAGGACCUUACUGCAGUCAAUCGCAGACUACACUUGCUUUAUCUUCAUUUGGAGACAUUAUGUGCAAACAUGGAGACUGACUAUGAGGCAGUUCUGAUGGCGACAGGUCUUCUGGAGAGAGUGUGUGCAGGUCCCAGAUGUGAGAGCGACCAGGAAAGACAACACAAUUUGGCCGUAAGACGAGCAAACCUUCGCAGGGAACAUAUUCAGAAGGGACACUUGAGACAAGGCAUUGUGUGCAGAUCUUGUACUCCAGCAGGUGAUGUGUGUGUGUGGAGAGAGGCUUAUGUACAGGAGGUGUAUUACCGCCACUGUGAGGAGCGAGAACGACUGCUGUCCCUGCUUCAAGAUGAAUCUCUCAGAGAACUUACUGAAGUGGCAGCGAGCAUGCCGACAAGUGAGAGGGUUGAAAGACUAGCCCAGCUCCGAGUGAAGAAGGCCCAACUAGACUUGCAUCACACAGAUGACCUGCAGGAUGAGUAUACGGACCUGGUGGAGGAAGCAGCAGUGUUACAGACAGUGUGUACAGCUGAAACACUCACCAGGAUGCACGACCGCCCAGCCUUACCAGGCCAGGUUACUUCCGCCAUUCUGGUCAGUCUUCAGAUUGUGCAAGACAUGGAGAUGGCUGACCUUCUGCUGACACUCCCUCAUAAGUGUGAGGAGGAGGAGCUGGUGAGGCUGUGGCAUGGGGAGGCUGAUGCAAGGCAACAGAAGACGACCUGCAAUGUGUACAAUGUGCUCACAGCCUAUGAGGGAGAUGCAGAUGACAAACAUGUGCUUGAAAUGCUUGAUGCCAAGUACUCAGUGUUGAGAGAACAACUUCUAUCAUUUGCAAUAUCCAUAAAUGAGGGAACAACUCCCAAGGCUCACCACACACACCUGCAGGUGCUCAAGGCAAAAGAACAAGCACUAUGGAAGAAAGGUGAAGUGGCAGAACUGGACAAACUACUCACUUUCACCCUGAGUGAGGGGAUAUCUGGCUUGAUGGGACUUGACAGAGAAAAAUUUCACAAUACACUUUCUUCAAUCAAAGCAGAAACAGGUAGUGUGGUGUUGAUAGAAGAGGAUCCAAGCAGCAGCAGCAGCUCCAGACUGUCCGACCUGCUGACUCGCUACACCCAGGAGAGGAUGUACAUCACAUGUCUUCUGCAAGGCAAAACGGGAGAAUGUAUGACAAUAGCACACAGAAUAACCCUACUGGCAAGGUUAUACAGAGAAAUCAACAUUCUACUAGACAUUGGACAAUCUGGAGCAUUUGAGAUCGCUGCCAUCUCUGUAGGCCUUGCAGAAAGGCAAGACAAAACACAGUAUCGAUUAAGAAAUGAGAGAAAUCGCUACAUCAGUUUUGCAAGCCAUGUGUGGAAUACUGGCAGCGAUAAAUCUUCGAGGCCAAGUCAGAAACAGCCAUAUAUGUCCAGAACAUCAAGUCUCACUCAACAGCAGAAGUCAAUAGUGGACUCACUUGAGAGAUAUCAUGAUGUGGAGCAGCAAGUCUUCCUGUCCAUGCUGCACAACAAAGUAGAGACGGAUCAACACAUGAAAGCCUCCCUCAGCACCCAGCAACAGCAUGCCGACCUCCUGGCCUCACUCACGACACAGCUCUUUUCUCUCAAUACAGAUGACCUGCCAGGACAUCGGAGAAUCCUGCAACAAGCCACAGUGAUCAAACAGGAAUGUCGCCGAGCACAGCUACCUAAAGACAGCCAGACUGAUAGCAGUGCCUCCAUCUCUCUCAUGGCCGACCUUCUCCUGCAGCAGAACAAGGAUGCAGAGUCGUAUCUUGUGUCAAUGGGAUGUUUGAGUCCAGAUGAACAACUGCAGAUGCUCCAGGAGCUGAAGGACCUGGGCAAUGGAGGGCGAUGUGCCAACAUAGCAGCUGUAGUAUUUGCUUCAGACUCAGAGCAUCUACUCACUGACCAGGAUAUUAUCCAAGCUGUGGAUGAAAAAUAUGAUGCAUUAAAUGAUAAACUGCUGAUGGAAGCACUAAUCAGUGAGCUAGGAGAAGCUAACUGGCUUAGACUGAGUGAGAAGGAGAGACAAAGGAGACUGAUGGAACUGAAACUCAAACAGAGACAGUUGAGGAAGCAGGGACUAGUGGAUGAAGCUGCGGCUCUACUUGGGGACUUGCAGAAACAUAAGGAGACUUUGCGGAGUCUGAUGGGUGAGCGUCGUGAUGAACAGGAGCGGAGGAUGAGAGAGAGGCUGGAGAAAAGGAAGCAGCGUCUUGCGGAGGGCCUCAGCACUGAUGAGUGUGACCAGCUGGAACAGGACGACAUCAGGAGAGAAGAGACAGACGACAAACAGAAAAAUAUCUUGCAGCAGAUGGAACAAAGGAUUGAAGAGGAGAAAGCUUCCCUACUCAAGCAGCUGCUCCAAUCUGGAGAUGACAUGGAAAAAGAGCGAGAGCGCCAGGCUGCCCUUGCCCGUCUCCGACUGGAGCAACGCAGGGUACGCCAGGAGGAGAACUUUGAUUCGGCUGCUCUCAUGUUGGGUCUUGUGGAGGAGCAAGGCGAGAAAGUUGAGUCUCACAAGAGCGAGGAACGUGCACGACAGGAGAGACUGGCUCACGACCGUCUGGAAGCAGCAAGACGCCGGCGGGCCGCUGGUUCUGCUCAGCAUGUAGAUAGUGUUGAUGUGGAUGUGGACACAGUGAUGGACAAUGACCUGAUGAUGAUGUUGAUGGAGGUUGUUGACAAGAAGCACCAAGCAGAGAGGGCUGUUUUCAUUCAGUGUGCAGAUGAUACAUCCUGUGGAGGAGAAACACCAGUCAACAGUAGCACAGAAGACCUGAAGGACAGGCUGGAUGUUCUACAAGGGUUUAGAGAAGGCUGGCGCAAGUCUCAUACAAAGCCUCCACAAGAGCAGACAGCAAUAUUUCAGGAAGCAAUGUGCUAUAUCAUAGAGUUGAAGAAUCGACAAGACAAGGCCGGAGAAGUUGUGCACUGUGACCAUGUAAUAACCCUUCUGGCAGACCUACAACAUCACCAGGGGCAAGACAUGAGCCACAUCUUAGCCCGUGUCCAGAAACAGGACCUAAGUAUGAUACGCGAAGAACUUCGGCUUGCAGUUGAGGCAGUUACCAAGUGCUAUCAUGACAAUGUGGCAACUGUUUUGUUUCCGACAAUGUGUGACCAGAAGAGCUCUAGUGAAGAGCUGCUACAGGAGUUAGACCACAAGUAUGAUGCUUUAAGAGACAAACUUGUCAUCGAGGCCCUCAUGAAGCAGUAUGGGGAGGUGCAGUGGUCACACAUGACUGAGCAGGAACGACAGACACACAUCAUACAGAAACGUCUGGCAGAGCGACGACUUCGCCGAGCUGGAAAAUUUGAUGAGGUCAACCUAGUGCUUGGCAAAUAUCUUCAAGACAAGAAAGGUCUGGAAGAGAUGCUGAGUGAGUCGCAGGAUGUACAGCGAAGGAAGCUAGAGGCACAGAUGGAGAGGCGGAGACAACUACGAGAAGAGCGACAUAGUAAGGGCAUGGCUGCAGAUGAAGAAUUUCUUGACAGCAUCUUAGAGGAAGAAGAAGAAAACAGCUCAGAGAGAAAGAAUAUUCUUGAGACACUGGAAGUUCAGUAUGAGGAGGAGAAAGCUGCCUUGCUUGCUCAGCUUGGAGCUCAGGAAGACCAGAUGCAGCAGGAGCGGGAGAAACAGGCAGCUAUUGCAAGACUGCGGCGGGAUCAGAAGCUGCUGCAGAGAGAAGAUGAUCUGGAUUCAGCCUGCCUUGUUUUCAGUAUCGGGCAGCAAGCAAUGAGUGACCAUGAGAACAGUUUUGCACGUGAACGUGAACGACAAAAACAACUGGCUAACGAUCGACUGAAUGCCCUCAGGAAAAGAGAGAAGGGACAAAAUCUGGAGCAGGAUGUAGAGGGUCUGACAGAAAUACUGGAGAAUGAGAAGCUAACAAACAGAAUUGACACAGCAGUAGAGCAGCGGUUACUGGGGGACAUGGAUGAGCGCCACAGGGAGGAGAGGGAGAUACUUAUACAGCUGCUGCAGGCUGCCUCUGCUGACACACCCGCUCAGAAGACUGCUAAGAAUCACAAGGCUGUUCAGGAGCUGAAAAAGCAAUUAGCUAGUCUUCAGCAAGAACACAGCAAGUGGCUGAACAAGAGCCGGCAAACAGUACUUGGUGAAGGCCAGUCCAUUCCAAGGGACACAGCUGAAAGAAGAGCUGAACAGUUCCACCUCCUGAAGAAGGCCCUGAUAUACAGACUAGAAGUGGAGAGAAGACUUGGACAGGAUAAGUCCCUAGAUGACCAAAUUGAUGUCGAGAUUCUCACUGACUUGCAGCAGAAGCAAACUAGGGAUGCUCAUGUGUUUGCUUCACUGAUUACUAAUAAGGAGGAGGCUGUGCUGGAGAAGCUGGUGAAAAUGCAAGGGCUGGCAAGGAGGGAGGGAUGGUAUGACAAUCUCACUGCAGUCUUGUUUACGGUCAGUGACGACCAGCCAGUGGUCAUCACAGAGGACUCUGCUAAAGUCCAAGACAUUACCCAGAUAGAACAACAAAUAGAGGAGGAGUUUGACAGAGAGAAGGAAGAAGCCCUUAAAGCUGGUUUCGUAAAGCGAAAGCUUUCAUUGUCAGCACUGGUAGAGGGUCAGAAUGUUGAUACAGCAGCCAUCCUUCAACAACUGGAGGCUGACCAGACCAUGAGGAGGCAGGCCAUUCUAGAGCAACAUACACGGCAGAGGCAAGAGAUGGAACAGAAGCUUGCAGCUCGUAGAGAAGCCAGCACAAACAGGGAGUUUGAAGCAGCCACUGCGAUGCAACUCCUCAAGAUGGCUGAAAAUCAGUCCCAGGCAGUCAGUGAUAAAGUGCACUCAGAGAAGGGCAGACAAGGCACUUUGCUGCAGGAAAAGUUGGCUGCCAGACGACAAAGUCGCCAACGGCUGACUGCAGUGGAUGAAGAGGUCAAACAAGACCCAGCUAUUAUGCCAUCUCUUGUGCGAUCAGGAAGCUUGAAGCGUGAGAAAUCUACAGUGGGAGUGGAGGUCAGCGAGGAUGACAAGCAGGCUGUGACACGCCAGCUGGUUCGGCAGCAGGAGAACCUGAAGAAGAAAAUGGUGGAGGAACAAGAGAGACAAGAACAGAUGGUUAAACAUCGCCUGGAGCAGAAGCGUGGCAAGUUUAGGAAUGAAGCCGCAGAGAUAUACAGUCUUGGAGAUAGACAGAAGACUUUCUUGGAGAAGUCUCAGAAGGAUGAGCGGGACCGCCAACUCUCUCUGAUGGUGGAGAGAAAGAACCGAGUACUGUAUGAACGCACCAAGACGCAGCGCAGCAGCACAUCUCCUGACAGCAGUGGUUUCGAGGAGAUUGUGAAGAAGGAAGGACUUCAUCUGACCACUGAUGAGAAAAUGGAACUGGCAGCACAGCAGCUACAAGAAAAGUUUCAAAGAGAGUCUGAUGCUCAAGUGGGAUCAGGCAGUGUGCUGCUAGGUGACCAGGCCCGGUUUGACCAGCUGAAGGCACGGAGACAGCAGCGACGGAAGAAAGGUGCAGCAGAAGAACAGACACAAUAACAACACAGUCAAUCUGGGGAUUUAAUGCUGCAGAAGAGGGAGUGUCAUCCUUCGGCUUACCACACAAAUAAUGUUUCCCAUAUUGGAUAUAUUUUGUAACUUACUGGUAUUUUCAUUGUGUAUUCAUGCAAUUGUCUUUUUUUUACAUUUUAUUUAUUUGUACUUAACAUUUGUUGAUGGGAGUAGCAGGUAUACUCUCAAACAAACCUGAUGGGUGAAGGUGAUGUGAGAUUAUUGAUACUGUCAGACAUUACUUAUCAAUAUUGUAUUUUCAUAUGCCUGAUGUGUUUUUCUUUGUCAAUUACAUAAACUGUCCACCUCUGUUGGACAGCAUUUUGGUGCAGGGUGUAUUUUGUUACAUGUACACAGUGUAUAAUGAAUGUCUAAGAUUUCAUUACAAUCUUCUGAAUGUCAUAUUCCCUUUUGCAACAAAAUAUAAUUAUUUUCUUGCUGUUAGGUAAACCUUUCAAAACAGGUGCCCUCGGCUGGAAUAUGAGUUAAGGUUCACACAGUAUUGCUCUUUCAUGAAAUGAAUGUCAGUUGGUAAUCUCCCGUGCAUUCACAAGCCUCGUGAUGAAUGUCAGGGAAUAACUUCCAAGUGUUUACCAGUUAUUUUCAUGUUAAUUGGAAUCCUCCAGAGCAUUGAUUAAGAUCAAGCUAAACCUUUUCCAUUUUCCUUGUUUUGCAUUUUUUUAAAAACAUUUCUUGUAGUAGUUUGAACAAAAUCAGAAAUAAAUUGACAUUUCCUAUAAUGAUUUUUUUUGGUUCAAAGUGUUGUUAGAUUGUCUCUUCGGUUCACAUAUUGUAACCUGUUGUCCUGAACAUGUUAGUUUGGAUAAAUUCAAAAAUAGAGCUUGUCAGAUGUAUUAUUAAUGUCUAUGGAAUCCAUGAACCAAUCUUCACAAUAGGAAUUAGUCUCACCUUUAUUAUAUCACUAUGUCCAUUACCUGAGACAGUUAUAGGUGAAACAAUUCAACUAAAUGUCGAGGUCAUUACCUGAGACAGUCAUAGGUGAAACUACUCAACUUAAUGUCGAGGUCAUUACCUGAGACAGUCAUAGGUGAAAUAUUCAACUAAAUGUCGAGGUCAUUACUUGAGACAGUUAUAGGUGAAACUAUUCAACUAAAUGUCGAGGUCAUUACCUGAGACAGUUAUAGGUGAAACUAUUCAACUAAAUGUUGAGGUCAUUACCUGAGACAGUUAUAGGUGAAACUAUUCAACUAAAUGUUGAGGUCAUUACCUGAGACAGUCAUAGGUGAAAUUAUUCAACUUAAUGUCGAGGUCAUUACCUGAGACAGUCAUAGGUGAAACUACUCAACUUAAUGUUGAGGUCAUUACCUGAGACAGUUAUCGGUAAAACUAUUCAAUUAAAUGUCAAGGUCAUUACCUGAACUAAGGGUUAAAUGAAUCAUUUUCUUGAAAAGUCUUAUUUGAUUAUACUAGAUUAAAAUAACACUUUUAUGUCAGAACUACAUUCAGUCUUCCUCACUGACUAAACAUCAUGAGGAUAUAGUCUAUCAAGGUGAUGACACACUGAUACAUGAUGCUGUACAUGGUGAGGUAGUACCGGUACCUCCUAUUUGUGAAGUUGAAAAUGAUGUCCCACAGGAAACACCCAGAUCAGCCUCCAGUUGAGAUUGGGAAACAGAUGUAAUUGUGAAUCUUGGCGAGCAUCCCACGUGUCAAUGGGAUAAAAGGUAUUUAUCAUGUUUGAGAAUAUCAGUAUUAAUAAAGUUUUUAUACUCUU
This is a messenger RNA of Haliotis rufescens (red abalone), 9718 nucleotides long. RefSeq lists its product as uncharacterized. The record is from RefSeq and is a predicted model, not a curated record. Bases 181 to 7971 code for a protein of 2596 amino acids. The transcript has 49 exons. Lineage: Eukaryota; Metazoa; Mollusca; Gastropoda; Lepetellida; Haliotidae.